AGUAUCUGUUUUGUUCACUCCUCUUGUUUUCCGUGGAACCUUCUCUGUUUCAUGAAGGUCCUCUGCAAUCCUGCAUCAUUGGCUGUGGGCUUUUCUUCAGCCACACGCUCAUAUUCAAAUAAAUAUAUUUUCCAUCCGCUUUCGUCUGCUCGCAGCUCAUCAGGACGCUAAACCGAGUCAGACCAAAAGGACACGAAGCAUCAGCUCUUUCGAUUUUCAUUUCAAAUAAAUGUCAACCCUCCGAGCCUAGGCUUAGACAGCACGAUCGGUGUCGUUAAUCAUAAAUCACCAACAGUACAGGUAUACUGCCGAGGGAAACCAUCUCUACCACCAGAGAGAAGGACAAUUCCAGAAAAGGAGCUCAUUUGCUUUCUCUUUGAUUUUUCUUAACGCUGGACAUCUACAGAGACACCAUCAUGUCCGGCUCUACCUUCAUCGAUCAAGAGUCUGACAUUGACGAAAAGUCUACACAGCUUUCGCAACUCAUAGAAUCUGUGGAGGAGGGGAGAGAAAAAGAAGACAUAAAAGACGAUGACGACGACGACGACGACGACGACGACGACGAAGAAAAAAGACGCAAUGACCCUUCGCUCCUAAAGUCAGACAAACUAACUCUCUUGAAUUCUCAUCGUCGGGAGUGCCGAAAGUACCUUUCCACCCUUACCCCGCCCGCGAAAGACAGCCACCCAUGCCAUAUCCGAGAUUUUGUUUUCACUUUUCUGCUGAGCGAGCAAGGCCUGGAGAUCGAAGACGCAACACGGAUGGCGAACCGACCUUUUUUGCACAUUCUUUCGCUGAGAGACGGCUCUCGCGAGUCCUUCAAGGACGUAUUUGGGCCUGACCCCAUAGCCGCAUUUUUCUAUCUUUCUAUCCAACACCACUUUAGAUCAUACGAUGAGAACCUUUUACUUAACGGGGAGCAUCGCAAAAUGGCAAUAAUUUUGGCCGCCCCGCUUCUUCUCCUAUGCAUGCUUGUUCGCUACAGGGACAAUGAGUUCCCUAAAAUUGCAGUGUACAUUGGUUCAGCCAUUCUGUAUGCUUUUGUGGUGUGUCUACAGGCCAUCGUGCAGAAGAAUAGGCUAGAGCAACUCAUCCGUGUAGCGCGAUUGGAAGAGGAGUAUUCCAACCAGACUCUGCCAUAUCAGGUUUAUAGGAUGAGUUGGUGGGAAUAUGUCAACCGCUCAUUUUCGUAUCUUUAGAAGAUUGUUUUCUCUUCGACUGUUCGACAUGCCGCUUCCCAUGGUAUUUUAGGUUCUCAAUUUGGCGUACCAUAUUCCCUUUUAAAACCUUGCUUACUUGCAUACUGCUGGAUGGUUCAUCGUUCACCGUUCACCGUUCACCGCUCAUCCGACCUUGAUGGAAUGGAUAAACUAAACCGCUAGGCUGCUCGAGAAUUUCUACGUUUCGUGAUGCAUGUACGUUGUCCUUGAUACCAUGUUUUUAAAACGCGCAACAC
Xylona heveae TC161 is the source of this 1456-nucleotide messenger RNA. RefSeq lists its product as hypothetical. Lineage: Eukaryota; Fungi; Ascomycota; Xylonomycetes; Xylonales; Xylonaceae. The record is from RefSeq and is a predicted model, not a curated record. The transcript is spliced from 3 exons. The coding region runs from base 417 to 1199 and encodes 260 amino acids.